Messenger RNA from Zalophus californianus (California sea lion), 3638 nucleotides. It is a transcript of the gene KMT5C, whose product is annotated as lysine methyltransferase 5C. Bases 1567 to 2952 code for a protein of 461 amino acids. The transcript has 12 exons. The record is from RefSeq and is a predicted model, not a curated record. Lineage: Eukaryota; Metazoa; Chordata; Mammalia; Carnivora; Otariidae. Gene Ontology annotation, molecular function: histone H4K20 methyltransferase activity; protein binding. Gene Ontology annotation, cellular component: nucleus.
CUCUCAUGCGCGCUCUCUCUCUCUCUCAAAUACAUAAAUAAAAAUCUUUUAAAAACUUUUUUUUUAAAGAAGUUAAAGUUGAGGAGCACAGGAAUAAACGAAACGAAUAAGUAAUGGGGAAUUUUUCUUACCAAGUGGGAGGCAGCCUCUUACCCUAUAGUACUUUCACGGGAGAGGUUUGGACUCAGAGACAUCACAGUAAAAUUAAAAAUAACAAUAUAAAAUAAUCAAUAGGCUUUCUCCAACCGAAUGUCCUUUUGUUCUACAAAUAUCUACUGAACCUCAAGGCGAAGAAUGUGAGUUCUAGAGUCUAUGAAUCUGGGUUCAUUUCUGACCGCCACGAACCAGCUGAUUAAAACAAAACAAAAACAAAAACAAAACCCUCUGUCGGAUUUGACCAAAAAGAGUUGAGCUAGAGCUCUUGUGGAGAUGGAUGAAAACCUACACAGUCUAAAAAAAAAAAAGAAAGAAAACCUACACAGUGUAAAGCCUAGCGCCCCGCACAGAGUGAACGCUCCAUCUAAGCGGCAAGAAUGAGUGGCUCUGAGUAAUUUCAUUAUCAAAAGAGGAAAGGGGCAAGGGACGGCAGUAAAUUACCCCCAAUCUUCUAGGGUUCAGUGAAAUAAUUAUACCAAGAGCCUCCCUCGCGGGACUCCAUUCAAACAGCGGAGGAGCUCACCUCCCUUCCCUGUCCGAGGACCCUAAGAGAAAUACAAGUCCCAGAAGGCCAUGCGCGGAAGAGCCCCCACAACGAGAAGCCAGCGGCCCCAGGGGAUGCUGGGAGCUGUAGUCCUGGACUCGGGCUGGUCGGCCAGCCUGGCUGGGCUCCACGAGCGGAUACCGUCUCACCUGGAAAUUGCCCACCACCGAGGUGCCCAAGGCACACAGGAGCCCCGUCCACAGGAUCAGCUGGUUAAACCAUUUUCCGACUCCCCAGUCCCGGAGCUGGUGGUGAGGAACCCGCCCUAAGGGUCCAGCUGCAUCAGAAGGUGGCCUCCAGGCUCUGAGCCCCUCAGGCUCUGAGGCCCACACCCACAUUGGCUCCCAGGGCAGAAACAAUGGCCCCAGCAACUAGGACUUCAGGCUGUCAGCUUCCUCGAGGGUACAGAUGAGAAAGUGAAGGUGCUGACAGACAGACAUGGGACAUUCCUUGAGGCCAGAGCCAGCAAUCAGCGGAGGCCCCGAUCCCACCCCUGCCUACAGUGGCUUCCCAGGCUGGAAGGCAGCCGCCCUUGGACCCGAAAAUUAGAAUACAGGAAACUGCUUCUGGUUCGUGGUGAGGACCGUUUUUCCCAGAGACGGGAAGCUGCCCAUGCACUGGAUCUCCAUUUUCUCACCUACCAAAGCAAGGAUCAGAAUGGUGCCCCUGCCACACGCUUGUGAGGGUACAGGAGGGAGUCCAUGGGAGUAUGAACAUCGUCGGGUCGUCCGAGUCACGAUGAGACUGGAGACUGAAAGGCUUGCCAAAUCCUGGGCAGCUCAGACGUGGGAGUCCCGGGGCGCUGCCCCUGCCCCUCCAUUGCGCCUUCCACUCUGGGCCAGAGGCAGCAUGGUCCGUGGGGCACCAUGGGACCUGACAGAGUGACAGCCAGAGAGCUGUGUGAGAAUGACGACCUUGCCACCAGCCUUGUCCUGGACCCCUACCUCGGCUUCCGCACCCAUAAGAUGAACGUCAGCCCCGUGCCCCCCCUGCGGCGACAGCACCACCUGCGCUCAGCGCUGGAGGCCUUCCUGAGGCAGCGGGACCUGGAGGCUGCGUACCGGGCCCUGACGCUGGGAGGCUGGAUGGCCCACUACUUCCAGAGCCGGGGCCCGCGGCAGGAGGCUGCCCUCAAGACCCACAUCUAUCGCUACCUCCGAGCCUUCCUGCCUGAAAGCGGCUUUACCAUCCUACCCUGUACACGCUACUCCAUGGAGACAAAUGGAGCCAAGAUUGUGUCUACCAGAGCUUGGAAGAAGAACGAGAAGCUGGAACUGCUGGUGGGCUGCAUCGCAGAGCUGCGGGAGGCCGACGAGGGGCUGCUGAGGGCCGGGGAGAACGACUUCAGCAUCAUGUACUCCACCCGAAAACGCAGCGCGCAGCUGUGGCUGGGCCCCGCAGCCUUCAUAAACCAUGACUGCAAACCCAACUGCAAGUUUGUGCCCGCAGAUGGGAACGCGGCCUGCGUGAAGGUGCUCCGGGACAUUGAGCCAGGGGACGAGGUGACCUGCUUCUACGGGGAGGGCUUCUUUGGUGAGAAGAAUGAGCACUGUGAAUGCUACACGUGUGAGAGGAAAGGCGAAGGAGCCUUCCGCCUGCAGCCCCGGGCACCCCUGCCCCCUCGGCCUCUGGACAAGUAUGAGCUCCGGGAGACGAAGCGGAGGCUGCAGCAGGGCCUGGAUGGCAGUGGCCGGCAGGGUCCAGUGGGCCCAAGGGCCUGUGCCCACCUCUCCCCGCUGCGCCGGGACCCGUUCUGUGCCGCCUGCCAGCCCAGGCGCCCCCUGCCCUGCAGUGCCCGCCUUGACGCCUCGCCCCUCUGGCUCCAGUGGCUGCCUCAGCCCCAGCUCCGGGUGCGCCCCCGCAGGCGCCGGCGCCCUCAGCCCCGGCGGGCCCCAGCGCCCCCCAUUCUCCGCACCGCCCGCGUCUCCUUGCACCAGUGGGGAGGCUGUGGUCCCCACUGCUGCCUGCGUGCAGAGGCCCUGGUGGCCCUGGGCCCGGCCCCCCGCGCCCACUGGGCUCCUCAGCAGGACUGGCACUGGGCCCGGCGCUACGGGCUGCCUUACGUGGUGCGUGUGGACCUGAGCCGCGUGGCGCCGGCCCCGCCCGCUGCCCCUGCGCCUGCCGGGACCCCAGGCCCUGCCCCCAUCCCCAAGCAGGCCCUUGCCUUCGCCCCCUUCUCCCCACCCAAGCGCCUGAGGCUGGUGGUCAGCCACGGCUCCAUUGACCUGGAUGUCAACGGUGACGGGCCGUGAUGGGCUAGACAGGGAGGCCCCAGGCCAGGAGAGGAAGGAGUCCCUCCUCGUCCCCCUUCCCCCCGAGCCCCAAGUUCUCGGGGACUCACUGACCUCUAGAAGGAGCCGCUGGACCUCUGGGAGGGAGCUGGCCCUUGGCCCCAGCACAGUUCUGCCCGGGACUGGGUUGGUUUGGAGACACCCAGGGAUCUGACCCCUGACCCUUUGUGACUGCUGACCCCUGAGCCACCCCCACCCCAGCAGGGUGCCCUGGCCACUGCUGCCCUCCCACCCCAACUCCAGCCUCAGGACUGUGGGAGCCAUUCCCUUCCCUACCCACCUCCUGCCCAGGGAGCAAAGCCAUAAGGGGUGGGGGCCACCCCAUGGCAUCUCCCCAGAAGCCCAGGCCUCAGGAGGAGGCCGAACUGACUUGGGGGUGGCACUGCCUAGAGACUGCGCUACGGAGGGGAGUGGGCUUGCUCCCAGCUCUGCGACUGUCCGAGGUGGGGGGCAGGCUGGGGAAGUGUCUGGGACACGUCCUCACCAGCCCGUGGGUCUCAGGGAGGCCGGAUGCGACCUCAUCUUUCUCAUGGUGCUAUCCCUGGUGCUACUGGGGUGUGGGGGUCCCUCCCCUCCCCCACACCAGAAUGGGGUAUGUUGGGGGAUUGGAAGCACUUGAACUUUUUAUUUUAUUAAAACCUUGUUAU